AUGUCUCCUUUCCAGUUACUGUUCGGGAAAGCUUGUCACUUACCAGUAGAAUUGGAACACAAAGCACUAUGGGCAAUCAAGUACCUGAACUUUGACUCCAAGACAGCAGUUGAAAAAAGAUUGCUUCAACUGGAUGAGCUUAACGAGUUCAGACUAUCUGCGUACGAGAGUGCGAGCCUGUACAAAGAGAAGACGAAGAAGUGGCACGACAAGAAGAUCCUACCCAGAGACUUCAAGGUAGGGAAUCAGGUAUUACUCUUUAACUCUCGUCUUCGUCUCUUUCCUGGGAAACUAAAGUCUCGAUGGUCGGGACCGUUCAUCGUAAGGAACAUGAAAUCAUAUGGAGCAGUGGAGAUCAGUCCGCUAGAUUCCGAUAAGAGCUUCAGAGUGAAUGGUCAACGGCUGAAACUAUGCAUGGGAGGAGAAAUAGACAGGGGAACAACCACCGUUGCCUUUGUAGAGAAAAGAAAACAAAAGAGAUAUGAGACCAAGGUCGUGGCUAGGUUCAGAAAGCAGACUCAAGAGGCUAAGGUAUAUCUACCAGAGGCAAAAAUCCUAAGAGGACCAAGGUGA
Molecule: messenger RNA, 573 nt
Organism: Gastrolobium bilobum
Lineage: Eukaryota; Viridiplantae; Streptophyta; Magnoliopsida; Fabales; Fabaceae
Exons: 3
Coding region: 1-573 (190 amino acids)
Source: RefSeq, a predicted model, not a curated record